UCAUCCCCAGUGUCCUUACAAGGAAGAAUCCAUUUUCUUCACUUUCUUCUCCCCUGCUCUCAGGUGUAAAUCCCCCUAAAAUCACGUUAAAAAAAAAAAAAAAUAGGGAACAGGCCUGAAGGAAAAGGCGAUGGGGCUUAAAAACUUCAAUGGGACAGGAGUGGGUUUUGGAUUUGGCAUUGGCUGCGGUUUUGGGGUGGGAUGGGGUUUUGGUGGCAUGCCUUUGAAUUUUCUGGGCCUCGGUGUCGGUGGUGGAUGCGGAGUUGGUGUAGGCCUUGGAUGGGGAUUUGGUGCAGCUUUUGGUAGUCACUACCGAAAUUCAAGGGUCAUAUUUCAGGGGACGGAUCUUGACGCCAAAGAUUCUAGCAAAAGUAGCUAGUGCAAGGACUUAUCAAAAAGCACUCAGAAACUAUAUGCGUCAUGCUGAUUUUCACUUACUGAUUACUCCGUGAUGUAAUGACUACAUUUGCACCAAAAUUAAGUUUGUAAAGGCUUGCUUGUAUUC
Coffea eugenioides is the source of this 505-nucleotide messenger RNA. Its product is annotated as protein TRIGALACTOSYLDIACYLGLYCEROL 5, chloroplastic. The record is from RefSeq and is a predicted model, not a curated record. The transcript has 4 exons. The coding region runs from base 131 to 379 and encodes 82 amino acids. Lineage: Eukaryota; Viridiplantae; Streptophyta; Magnoliopsida; Gentianales; Rubiaceae.